Molecule: messenger RNA, 513 nt
Organism: Sclerotinia sclerotiorum 1980 UF-70
Lineage: Eukaryota; Fungi; Ascomycota; Leotiomycetes; Helotiales; Sclerotiniaceae
Exons: 2
Coding region: 1-513 (170 amino acids)
Source: RefSeq, a predicted model, not a curated record
AUGCCAACCACAGCGCAACAACCUCAAUCACCCUCACGGACAACAAUAUCUAUGCACUUUCUCCCCGCGCGACCCGCCGCGCCUGCCCUCGCCGAACCGCCCGCCCCGCGCUUCGUCCUCGACGGGCUUAACCAGCGAACCACCCAGGAAAUGGAUUGGUGGACAGACGAGUAUUCAGUCUAUGUGAAUAGUCUUGACGAGAUGGAUUGGGAUUGGACGGAUGACUAUUUAUCGGAUUGUUGUGAUGUGUUUUUAAAUAUGUUAGUAAGGUUUCUCCUUUGUUCAUUCGUUCAUUCGUUCAUUCGUUCAUUCGUUCAUUCGUUCAUUCGUUCAUUCGUUCAUUCGUUCAUUCGUUCAUUCGUUCAUUUACUCAUUCUAGUUAUAGAUCCGCUUGAGUUUCCUUCUGGAAACUACUUCUUCUUGCAGUCACUUAUCUUGGGAAAGCGCAAUGGAGUAAACUCCAGAGAUUUAGCAGCCUCGAAUACGCCUCGUUAUCUUUACCUCAAAGUUUGA